AUGACGAUAAUGAAAAUUUUAACAACUAAAGGGAGUAAUCCUACAAUUGCAUUGAAACAAUUUCACAGAUACUUGAACACAACAAAUAAACUUUCGUUACUGAAUCAGAUAGAACUUGCUCCUCCUGAUAAGAUUUUAGGCCUUACCGAAACAUUUAAUAAUGAUGUAAAUCCUUCAAAGGUUAAUUUAACGGUCGGGAUAUAUAAAGAUAAUCAUGGUAAAGUGACAACUUUCCCAUCAAUUGCCAAAGCGCAAAAAUUGAUAGAUAGAGAAUUAGGCUUGAAUAAAAAUUUAUCUUAUUUACCUAUUAAAGGUGGGAAGGACUAUGCAGAAAAUGUGAAACAUUUUCUCUAUGAUGAAUCAUGUUCCCCAACAAAUAAUUUAAUUGAAGGAAAUAGAAACAAUUAUGGUAAACAAUUAUUAGACAAUGAUAGAAUAUCUUUUGCUCAAACUUUGAGUGGUACAGGUGCUCUGGCUAUUUCUGCUAAAUUUUUAGCUCUUUUCAUAUCUAAAAAAGUUUGGAUUCCAAAUUUUUCUUGGGCAAAUCAUAUGAAUAUCUUUAAUAAGAAUGGAUUUAGGGAUAUUCAUUAUUAUUCAUAUUAUGAUGUAAAAUCAGGUCAAUUGACAGUAGAUGCUUGGUUAAAGGACCUAAAAGAAAAGGUAAGUAAAGAUAAAUCACCUGAACCACAUUGUAUAAUAUUACAUGCAUGUUGUCAUAAUCCAACUGGGUUGGAUCCUACAAGGGAAGAUUGGGAUAAAAUUAUUGAUACAAUUAAUGAAUUAAAGAUGAUUCCAAUAAUAGAUAUGGCUUAUCAAGGUUUAGAGUCAGGAGAUCUAAUUAAAGAUGCAUAUUUAUUAAGGAAAUGUAUCAACCCAAAAUAUGUUUGGGAUAAUGGAUUAUUUUUAUGUCAAUCUUUUGCGAAAAAUAUGGGCUUAUAUGGUGAAAGAGUUGGUUCAUUAAGUAUUGUAGCACCAAGUCAUUCCCAACCAAGGGUAAAGGAAGCUGUAGAUUCUCAGUUGAAAAGAAUUAUUAGAUCAAUAUAUUCUUCACCACCUGGAUAUGGUUCAAGAGUUGCAAGUCUUGUCUUAUCAGAUCCAGAUUUGAAAUCACAAUGGUUUAAGGACGUUACUGUAAUGGUUAAUAGAUUACAAGGUAUUAGGGAUCAAUUAUCUUCGAAUUUAGAUUGGAGCACAGUAAAUGAUUCUCAACAACAUGGGAUGUUUUACUUUACAAGAUUUCCGUUACCUGUAGUUCAAGAGUUAAGAGAUAAAUAUUCCCUCUAUUUGACUGAUGAUGGCAGAUUAUCUUUGAGUGGUAUUAAUGAUUCGAAUAUAGAAUAUAUUUGUGAUACAUUCAAAAAAAUUGAAAAUCAAUCCAAAUGA
Messenger RNA from Maudiozyma barnettii, 1383 nucleotides. RefSeq names its product aspartate transaminase AAT1 (gene AAT1). Gene Ontology annotation, cellular component: mitochondrion. Lineage: Eukaryota; Fungi; Ascomycota; Saccharomycetes; Saccharomycetales; Saccharomycetaceae. The record is from RefSeq and is a predicted model, not a curated record. The transcript has a single exon. Gene Ontology annotation, biological process: biosynthetic process; L-aspartate catabolic process. Bases 1 to 1383 code for a protein of 460 amino acids. Gene Ontology annotation, molecular function: L-aspartate:2-oxoglutarate transaminase activity; pyridoxal phosphate binding.